AUGACUAUUGAAUCAAGCACUAACUAUUCUUUCGGCACCAAGGCUAUCCAUGCUGGAGCACCCCUUGAUCCUUCGACUGGUGCUGUCAUUGAACCAAUUUCACUUUCAACUACUUUUGCUCAAUCAGAGCCAUCCAAGCCAUUGGGUAUUUACGAAUACUCCAGAUCUUCUAACCCAAAUAGAGACAACUUUGAAAAUGCUGUUGCCGCAUUGGAAAAUGCCAAGUACGCCAUUGCGUUAUCAUCUGGCUCUGCCACUACUGCUUUGGUUAUUCAAUCAUUACCAAUAAACUCGCACAUUGUUUCGAGCGGGGACGUUUAUGGAGGAACUCACAGAUACUUUACCCAAGUCGCCAAUACACAUGGUGUUGAAGCUCAAUUCGUUGGUAAUUUAGUAGAAGAUUUACAAGGUGCAUUGAGAGAAAACACCAGAUUGGUGUGGUUGGAAACCCCAUCCAAUCCAACAUUACAGGUUACUGACAUUGCCAAGGUGAAAUCUAUUUUGGCCGACCAUGAGGCUAAGACCGGUAACAAAGUCUUGUUGGUUGUCGACAACACUUUCUUAUCACCAUAUCUUUCUAAUCCUUUGACCCACGGUGCUGAUGUUGUUGUGCACUCAGUCACAAAGUACAUUAAUGGACAUUCUGAUGUUGUUAUGGGAGUCUUGGCAACCAACAAUUCUCAAUUGCACGAAAGGUUUAGAUUUUUACAAAAUGCAAUUGGUUCAAUUCCUUCCCCAUUUGACUCAUGGUUGGCACACAGAGGGUUGAAGACAUUACACUUGAGAGUGAGACAAGCAUCCAACUCUGCUCAAAGAAUUGCCGAAUACUUGAGUCAACAUUCUGCUGUGUUGAAGGUCAACUAUCCGGGGUUGAAAUCUCAUAAGAACCACGAUGUUGUUUUACGUCAACAAAGAGACGGUUUAGGUGGUGGUAUGAUUUCAUUUAGAAUUGCCGGUGGAGCCAAAGGUGCUGCAGUAUUUACUUCGUCCACAAAAUUGUUUACUUUGGCUGAAUCAUUGGGUGGUAUUGAGUCAUUGAUCGAAGUCCCAGCAAUCAUGACACACGGUGGUAUUCCAAAGGAAGAAAGAGAAGCCAAUGGAGUUUACGAUGACUUGGUUAGAGUGUCGGUUGGUAUUGAAGACACCGAGGAUUUGUUGAAAGAUAUUGAACAAGCUUUGCAAAAGGUAGCUUCCGUUUGA
Molecule: messenger RNA, 1200 nt
Organism: Candida dubliniensis CD36
Lineage: Eukaryota; Fungi; Ascomycota; Pichiomycetes; Serinales; Debaryomycetaceae
Gene: CYS3
Product: cystathionine gamma-lyase
Exons: 1
Coding region: 1-1200 (399 amino acids)
Biological process (GO): transsulfuration
Cellular component (GO): cytoplasm
Molecular function (GO): cystathionine gamma-lyase activity; pyridoxal phosphate binding
Source: RefSeq, a predicted model, not a curated record